Messenger RNA from Rhipicephalus microplus (southern cattle tick), 1275 nucleotides. RefSeq lists its product as uncharacterized. NCBI's taxonomy places the organism in Eukaryota, Metazoa, Arthropoda, Arachnida, Ixodida, Ixodidae. The record is from RefSeq and is a predicted model, not a curated record.
AUGUUCUAUGGCGGCCUUGGCUUUGUGUACGCCGAAGGAAUCUUCAGGGCGGUCGACAUGAUGUCACACCUGUUUAACGGAGGCACCAUUAUGGAGCCAUCAGAAACUCCAGUCACGUGGGCGUUCUGGAACGCCUCGUGGUGUUCUGAUGUGCGGGAUGCCGAGAGAACGUUUCCGUUGCUGCCCGCGUUGGAUGUCACCUACACGGCCUACUUGCGGUUUAAGGACGAGGCGUCUGACUUGCGGCUCAAAGCUGCAUCUAUGUCCAAGAAGCCAUCUCGGCUAGGCCUUCCCAGCACUGCGCAGGUGGCUUCUAGGAACAAACCUGCGCCAGAUGCCACCAGUGACAAGGUAGGUGGCGCUGGUCCUUCGAUGGACCAGAACUCAAGCAAGUCUUCGCGGUCGAGUGACACCCUCCCAGCAGCGCAAGAGGUGUCCCAACCACCGCCACUUCACCAAAGGCACUCUGGCAUGGUAUCCGUCCUGGUUACGCCAAGUGAAGCCAAUGACCUGUCCUCGGUGUCUCGGCGUCCUGGUGCCGUUCAGAGGCAGCAGCGCUCCCCGGGAGUUGUCCUUCCGCACUCGCCUGGCGAUCGGGAAACCGCGACGAUGCCAGUGGUCACUGUCAGCGCGACCGGUGGGUCUACCCGCGUUCCUAAGCAGCCUGGUGAGCCGAGACGGAGCGCAGCUGCCGGCCCGGCCACCCGGGGGGGAACUCCGAGUGAGGCAUCACUAAUUUCGAGGAGGGCGAAGGAGGCACCGUCCCUGCCUACAUCGGACCUGAAUGGAGGCACAAACGCCCGAGUUAUGCCCGAUGACAGAAGGCGAACCGGGGGCACAGAUGGAAGACCACUCGACGAGGGCCUGGUUCGAGAUCCCCAGAACCACAGUGCGGUAGCCAUGUGCGCGUUGAGUGGCACUACUCCGUCCACCUCGAAGGAAUCAGCGAGUACCGCAAAGGCGCCGGUGAGGCAGGCCACCGCUCGGCGCUCAACAUUUACCGGUGCCGCACUGCAGUUCACUUCGGGAGGUGCCCAAUUGGGCCCCGCGGACAGAGGCAUGCCUACAGAUCAGAUAAUCCGUCAGACGCUGUGCCAGGAAGAGUUGUGCGCGGUUGUAGAUGUUUCUGUAUUUACCGGUGGUCGAAGUGAACGUACUCAGGAUGAUGAUGAUGAUGAUGAUGAUGACGAUGAUGGUUCAGUCACCCUAAAGCCGCACCUGCCCGUCCUUGCUGUAUUUAACACCGUCUGUCUGCCGCCCACCGUGGUGGUCUAG